Molecule: messenger RNA, 2496 nt
Organism: Thamnophis elegans (Western terrestrial garter snake)
Lineage: Eukaryota; Metazoa; Chordata; Lepidosauria; Squamata; Natricidae
Gene: PELI3
Product: pellino E3 ubiquitin protein ligase family member 3
Exons: 6
Coding region: 576-1913 (445 amino acids)
Biological process (GO): protein K63-linked ubiquitination; regulation of Toll signaling pathway
Molecular function (GO): protein binding; ubiquitin protein ligase activity
Source: RefSeq, a predicted model, not a curated record
UUCAUUCAUAUUUUCUGUUCUAUUCUAUUCUAUUCUAUCUAUUCUAUUCUAAGACAGUGGCAAACUAUCCAAGUCAGUUAUUUCUCAAAUCUUGGCAGCUUGAAGAUGGGUGGACUUCAACUCCCAAAUUUCAUAGGGUAGAUGGCUGGGGAAUUCUGGGAAUUGAAGUCCAACCAUCUUAAAAGCUGUUAAGCAAUCCAUCCAGAUUGUUCCCUGGAGCCGAUCCAGAUCGGCUUUCAAUCUUCAGAAUAACCAGAACUCAAUUAGGAAUCCAUUACUUAAAACCUUACAAAGAUAAACAAUGCGUGAUCGCCGAAUCUACUUUGUGGGAUUGGCCACAGAGAUAGCUUGCAAGCCAUGCGUUGUUAAACGUCGCUUUUCUUCAAUCCUUUUUUUGGGGGGGGGGGGUCAUUUCUCCGUGCCAAACUGCACAUUUGCAAAACUCCCAAUGGCCCCAAGUAUUCAAGCCCCAAAAUGUUUUGUUGCCCCCCCCCCCCCAGACACCACCACCCCCAGGACCUCUAAUUGAAAUACCUGCAUUCUCCUCCAGGUUCACACAACCCUGUAUUCCUAGGAUGGUGCUUGAAGGAAGCGCUGAAGCUGUGAGUUCUCAUCCUCUAACUCUGCGCCGGACCUGUGCCCAAAAUGGGCGAUUUUACCCUUCGGCGGGGGACAGCCUUCUGUUAACCAAAAAGCCCGUGAAGUACGGGGAAUUGAUUGUUCUGGGGUACAAUGGGUCUCUGGCUAACGGAGACAAAGGCCGUCACCGCAGCCGGCUGGCCCUCUACAAGCGACCCAAAGCCAACGGUGUGAAACCGGAUGUCAUCCACCAUAUCUCCACGCCACUGAUGUCCAAAGCGCUGAGCGACCGAGGUCAACACAGCAUCUCCUACACGCUUUCCCGAAGCCAUUCGGUCAUUGUCGAAUAUACUCAAGAUGGCGAGACGGACAUGUUCCAGAUCGGCCGCUCGACAGAGAGCAUGAUCGAUUUUGUGGUGACCGACACCACGCCGGGAACAAACUCAUCCGUGGAUGGGCAGACAGCCCAAAGUACUAUCUCCCGCUUUGCUUGCCGGGUCAUUUGCGAGAGAAAUCCUCCGUAUACGGCCCGGAUUUACGCCGCCGGUUUCGACGCUUCCCGCAACAUUUUCCUUGGAGAGAGAGCUGCGAAAUGGAGGACUCCCGACGGGCUCAUGGAUGGCUUGACCACGAACGGCGUGCUUGUGAUGCACCCCAGCGGCGGUUUCAGCGAAGACUCCACCCCGGGAGUCUGGCGGGAGAUCUCGGUCUGCGGGAACGUCUACGCUCUGCGAGACAGUCGCUCGGCGCAACAGCGGGGAAAGCUGGUGGAAAUGGAGUCCAACAUUCUGGAGGACGGCUCCCUCAUUGAUCUCUGUGGGGCCACGCUCCUCUGGCGCACUUCGGAGGGCCUCCUGCGCACCCCAACUUUGCAACAGCUGGAGCUGCUGCGUCAAGAGGUCAACGCUGCCCGGCCUCAGUGCCCGGUGGGUUUCAGCACCCUGGCCUUCCCCAGCCUGGCCCAACGGGGCGUGGUGGAAAAACAGCAGCCCUGGGUCUACAUCAACUGUGGCCACGUCCACGGUUUUCACAACUGGGGGUUCCGUAAAGAGAAGGGGGGGCUGGAGCGCGAGUGCCCCAUGUGUCGGCGGCUGGGCCCUUACGUGCCUCUCUGGCUGGGCUGUGAGGCCGGGCUGUAUCUGGACGCCGGACGCCCCACCCACGCCUUCUGCCCCUGCGGCCACGUUUGUUCCGCUAAGACUGUCCAGUAUUGGUCGCAGAUCCCGCUGCCGCACGGCACCCACGCCUUCCACGCCGCCUGUCCCUUCUGCGGCACCUGGCUGACCGGCCAGCAGGGUUUCGUCCGGCUCAUUUUCCAGGGACCCCUCGACUGAGCGGGAGGGGGAAGCACGGCUCUCCCGCUGGAGGAAGACAGUUGGAGAACAUACCACACCCUCCGUGGGCCACCGUGGACCACUCAAUCUCGUCAUUUUGAUUGUACUGGACUUCUGCAUCAGCCGGAUGGCCAUCGCAUCUCUUCCCAUCCAAGCAUUUGGGGAGGGAGGGGGGUUGGAUUCCAAUUUGGGGAGACGGAUUCUCCUUGGGCCGCCUCCCUGUCCUCGCCCCUCCCCAUGACCCACCCAGUUGUUCCCUUCCCACCUAGAACCCGUCUCCACGAAGCAGAGGUCCCCACCACGAGGGAACUAUUGCCGGGUUUCCGAAACGGGAGUGCGUCAUUUUGGGGGUCAGGGGCUACGAAUGCCAGCCGAUUAUCUUCAAACAGGGUAUGAAUCGACAGAGGAAGCUUGAAACUUGAAAUCCGUCGCUUGGGCAUUGUAGGCGAUCUGCACGUUGCUGCCGUUGCGAUUUCUCGAACCCCAGUGUUAGGGUUGCCGUGUGAACCCAGCCUAGAUCCGUGUUUGGAUCGGUGGGGAGAGCCCAAAAGAGCUUUGCUGUUGCUAACACAGAGAGAUAUAU